Molecule: messenger RNA, 990 nt
Organism: Haemonchus placei
Lineage: Eukaryota; Metazoa; Nematoda; Chromadorea; Rhabditida; Trichostrongylidae
Source: the annotation of a GenBank genome assembly
AUGUCGAGAAUUGAUGUAAUCGAGUUCUACUCUGGUAUCGGAGGGAUGCACUAUGCCUUGAAAGAGGCCUGCCCCAAUUCUCAUGUGGUUGCUGCAUAUGAUAUAAAUACGACUGCUAACCUAAUAUAUGCCUACAACUUUCCAAAUACGCCUAUUUGUCAAAAUAACAUACAGGCAGUUUCAGUAGAGCACCUCGAAAGAUUGAAUGCGUACUUAUGGACAAUGAGCCCGCCUUGUCAACCAUUCACAAAGAAAGGCUCUCAGCUGGGGAUUGAUGAUCAUCGAUGUGACUCCUUCAUGGCACUGUUAGAAAAGUUGAAACAGAUGAAAAGUCGACCACGCUGCAUUUUUCUGGAGAAUGUAGUCGGGUUUGAGACUAGUCUUGCACAGAAGCACUUAGUAUCGACUCUCACUGAGCUGAAUUACGGUUACAAGGAAUUUAUUUUGACUCCGCAUCAACUUGGAGUGCCCAACUCAAGGCCUCGAUAUUAUCUUCUUGCAUGUAGCAAUUGGAAUUCAGAAAAUGCUGCUAAGGAAAUUUUAACAUCUUUCGAAAGCUGCUCCGCACAGGAACCGAAAGAAAUUCGCUAUUUUCUGGAGGAAUCUCCCUGCGAUAAGCACCUCUACUUAAAGAAGGAUACCCUCCAAAAAUAUGGACAAGCUAUAGAUGUAGUCACUCUUAACUCAACGAGAUCUGCUUGUUUUACUAAGUCCUAUGGCAGCUACAUUUCUGGUUGUGGAUCUUAUUUUUGCUCUAAAUCCGAUCUUGUGGAUGGUCAGCAUCUCGAUCCGCAGGCUCUCGUUGAUGGAGAAUUUCCCCAAGAUGUUGUACGUCUAUUUUCUCCUAGAGAAGUUGCCAACUUGAUGUGCUUUCCAAGGGAGUUCAAGCAGCCUCCUGAUGCCUCAGAUAAGCAGAUGUAUCGAUGUUUGGGAAAUUCUGUUAAUGUUCGCGUGGUAGCAGCUCUUCUGGGCGAACUACUGCAAAUAUGA